Xiphias gladius (swordfish) is the source of this 1693-nucleotide messenger RNA. It is a transcript of the gene rfc4, whose product is annotated as replication factor C (activator 1) 4. Lineage: Eukaryota; Metazoa; Chordata; Actinopteri; Istiophoriformes; Xiphiidae. Gene Ontology annotation, biological process: DNA-templated DNA replication; DNA repair. The record is from RefSeq and is a predicted model, not a curated record. Bases 258 to 1334 code for a protein of 358 amino acids. Gene Ontology annotation, cellular component: nucleus; DNA replication factor C complex. The transcript has 11 exons. Gene Ontology annotation, molecular function: ATP hydrolysis activity; DNA binding; DNA clamp loader activity.
AAGGAAGGGCAGGACCAACUCCAGCAUCCGCAGUAUCUGAUUGGAAGCCACCAAAUGUCGUAGACGGAAGUUACUUCGCUGCCAGAGCGGGAAGACCGUGCUGCUGUUACACAUGUCAACACCCGGUUUCUCCCUGACGCUGAGACGUUAUCACAACCAGUAUCAUAGUUAGGCUUUUACACGUAGUAACUUCGACUGUGGGAUAUUUAGUUCAGAGCUUGUCUUAACAGCGGUUGAUAUAUAAGAAGUCAGGAGCCAUGCAGGCCUUUUUGAAAGGAGCGACUGUUCAGACGACCAGACCUCAGAAAGACAAGGCAGCAGCAGGGCCCAAUACAGAGAAGAAAGCCAAAGCUAUUCCUUGGGUCGAAAAAUACAGGCCAAAGUCUGUUGAUGAGGUGGCCUUUCAGGAGGAGGUGGUAGCAGUGCUGAAGAAGUCUCUGGAAGGAGCAGAUCUUCCCAACUUGCUUUUCUAUGGCCCUCCUGGAACAGGAAAAACCUCAACCAUCUUAGCUGCUGCUAGAGAACUUUAUGGUCCAGAGCUUUACAGACAGAGGGUGCUAGAGCUCAAUGCCUCUGAUGAACGCGGCAUCCAGGUUGUCAGAGAGAAGGUCAAGAACUUUGCUCAUCUUACCGUGGCAGGGGCUCGUCCAGAUGGGAAGCCAUGUCCUCCUUUUAAGAUCAUCAUCCUUGAUGAAGCAGACUCCAUGACCGCACCAGCUCAGGCCGCUCUCAGACGGACCAUGGAGAAAGAAUCGCGCACCACCCGCUUCUGCCUCAUCUGUAACUACAUCAGCAGGAUUAUAGAACCUCUGUCCUCCAGGUGUUCCAAGUUUCGCUUCAAACCUCUAGCCAAUCAGAUCCAAGAAGAGCGCCUGCUUGUUAUCUGCAACAAGGAGAAGCUCAAAUAUACCAAACAGAGUAUAGCAGCAUUGGUGAGGGUGUCUGAGGGAGACCUGCGGAAAGCCAUCACCUUUCUCCAGAGUGCUGCGCGCCUCAACAUCGACAAAGAGAUCACAGAGGCAGCUGUCAUUGAAAUAGCCGGGGUUGUCCCUCCCAAGAUGAUAGACAACUUGCUCCAGAUCUGCUUCAAAGGAACAUUUGAGAAACUAGAGGCAGCAGUCAGGAACAUGGUGGAUGAAGGCUACGCAGCCACACAGAUCCUGAGUCAGCUCCAUGAGUCUAUCAUAGAGCUUGAUCUGAGUGACAAGGAGAAGUCAGCUAUCACAGAGAAGAUGGCGGUUGUGGGUAAGUGCCUGUCAGAUGGUGCAGAUGAGUACCUUCAGAUGUUGAGUCUCUGUUCGGCCAUCAUGCAGCAGGCCUCCCAGAGUAACUAAAUCUCCACAAAGCAACAUCUCCUCCCCGGGGAGAGUAUUGUCAGCUGUUUCCAGCAGGACUAAUGGCCUCAUUGAGACACGAGUGCUUCACUCAGAUUAAAAUGAGUUUGUUCAGAGCUGCCGUUUGGGAAGUCAACGUCUACCAGUGGAUACCAGAAGAUAGUGUUGUUGUAUACUGUUAGAAACUCCAAUCUACUUAGUGUCUCUGUCACUGUACAGUGAUUACUUCAGUAAAUUAGACAACCUUGUGAACAUGCUUUAAAAAUCCCUAUUACUGUUAAAUCACCAUUCAGAUGUCUCUUUAACCCAUUUCAUUCAUGUAACUACUUACCAACAGAUCUUUGUACAUUUUUUACAUU